AUGGGUGCCACAUGCAAGUUUAGAGAAAGAGAAAAAGAUAUUAUAUCUCAAGAAUCGCUAUCAAGUUUACCAAACUUAAACUCUGAGCCAGAUGCAUAAACUAACUUAAAAUAUAAGGUAUACGGUAAAAGUAAGAAUUCCAGAAAUGUUGCUAAUACUCCUGAAAAUAUGGAAAGGCCUCAUUUUUUUAUAAUAUAUCCAAGAAAUUAAAAUUAACGAAAUGAUUUAAUACUACAACUCUAAGACCUUAAUCGCAAUAACAAUUAUUAUAUUGAAGAAUACUCUUAAAUGACAAGUUAAUCAAUAGAAUCUAAAUAUGAAAGUAAUUUUUCAUUGAAUGAAGUAUCUGAAGGAUCUUUCAAUGUUUUUCGUAUAUGA
Paramecium pentaurelia is the source of this 378-nucleotide messenger RNA. The record is from the annotation of a GenBank genome assembly. NCBI's taxonomy places the organism in Eukaryota, Ciliophora, Oligohymenophorea, Peniculida, Parameciidae.